Danio aesculapii is the source of this 2118-nucleotide messenger RNA. It is a transcript of the gene wdr45b, whose product is annotated as WD repeat domain 45B. The coding region runs from base 447 to 1481 and encodes 344 amino acids. NCBI's taxonomy places the organism in Eukaryota, Metazoa, Chordata, Actinopteri, Cypriniformes, Danionidae. The record is from RefSeq and is a predicted model, not a curated record. Gene Ontology annotation, biological process: protein localization to phagophore assembly site; protein lipidation; autophagy of mitochondrion. Gene Ontology annotation, molecular function: protein binding; phosphatidylinositol-3-phosphate binding; phosphatidylinositol-3,5-bisphosphate binding. The transcript is spliced from 10 exons. Gene Ontology annotation, cellular component: cytosol; extrinsic component of membrane; phagophore assembly site membrane.
ACACAGCGGUAUUAUUCUGAUGUCGUCUGUCAGAUCUGUGUGUCUGCUGUGAAGACUGACUGACUGACUGAACCACGUUUUUGUUCCAGCACAGAACACACACACACACACACACACACACUCUCAGCAGCAGCGCGUGACGGAGGGCAACUCUGCUAACUGCAGUUAUUGUGUGGUUUUCUCUAAUUCUGCUGCUGUAUAUGCAGUGCAGCUCCGGCCUGCGCCGCUCCUCCAGCAGCGGCUGUUGUUCAUGAGCGGAGCGGAGGCAGAGCCGGCUCUGUGCCAGCUUCAUUUCCUGCUGGAGACGCUAGUUAGUGCUGCUAGUGAAGCGCAGUGACUAGCGUUAGCAUUAGCGUUAGCCGCAAGCUCCAGGCUCCUCGCGGGAAUGCCGUCCUCCAGCUAGGCGCUCAUCCUUCACUCACACCCGCGGAGAAACACCGAACAUCAUGAACUUACUGCCGUCAAAUCCACACGGUAACGGAUUACUGUAUGCCGGAUUUAACCAGGAUCACGGGUGUUUUGCGUGUGGGAUGGAGAAUGGAUUCAGGGUUUACAACACAGACCCUCUUAAAGAGAAGGAGAAACAAGAGUUCCUGGAAGGAGGAGUCGGACACGUGGAGAUGCUCUUCAGAUGUAACUAUCUGGCUCUGGUCGGAGGUGGGAAGAAGCCCAAAUAUCCCCCCAAUAAAGUGAUGAUCUGGGAUGACCUGAAAAAGAAGACGGUGAUCGAGAUCGAGUUCUCCACCGAGGUCAAAGCGGUGAAGCUGCGGCGUGACAGGAUUGUGGUGGUUCUGGACUCCAUGAUUAAAGUCUUCACGUUUACCCAUAAUCCCCAUCAGCUGCAUGUCUUCGAGACCUGUUACAACCCUAAAGGGUUGUGUGUUUUGUGUCCAAACAGCAACAACUCUCUGCUGGCGUUCCCGGCCACACACUCGGGUCAUGUGCAGAUCGUGGAUCUGGCGAACACGGAGAAACCGCCAGUGGACAUUCCUGCACACGAGGGGGCGCUGUGCUGCAUCACACUCAACCUGCAGGGCACACGCAUCGCCACUGCGUCAGAGAAGGGAACACUCAUCAGGAUAUUUGACACGUCUGCGGGUCAGCUGAUCCAGGAGCUCAGAAGAGGAUCCCAGACCGCCAACAUCUACUGCAUCAACUUUAACCAGGACGCGUCUCUGAUCUGCGUGUCCAGUGAUCACGGCACCGUCCACAUAUUCGCUGCGGAGGAUCCCAAAAGGAACAAGCAGUCCAGCCUCGCCUCCGCCAGCUUCCUGCCCAAGUAUUUCAGCUCCAAGUGGAGUUUCUCCAAGUUCCAGGUGCCGUCGGGCUCUCCGUGUGUGUGUGCCUUCGGGACGGAGCCCAACGCCGUCAUAGCCAUCUGUGCCGACGGCAGCUACUACAAGUUUCUGUUCAACCCGAAGGGCGAGUGUUCGCGGGACGUUUACGCUCAGUUCCUGGAGAUGACGGACGAGAAGAUCUGAGCACAGAACACACACACACACACACUCAGAACUCUCGCACGCAGAGUGGAGACUGCAGACUCUGGAUGAACACUAGUUUGAGGAGGACAGCACUCCGACACGGCCCGCGCCACCACAGCUGAGGACGACUGAGCUGAUAAUCUGCACUAAUGAAGCUCACACAUCUCAGACUGCAGUGUGUGUGCGUGUGUGUGUGUGUGUGUGUGUGUGUGUGUGAGAACAGGUCCAUCCUGAACUGUGUGUGUGUCAGCAGCUGUUAGAUUAGCUGUAAGAGCAGCACACCAGACUACAGUACACACAGAUCAGCACACACAUCUGUACUGUUCAUGUGGUGUGUGUUGACUUGAAGAGAAUUGAGUGUGUGUGUGUGUGUGUGUGAGAGAGAGAGAGAGAGAGAGAGAGAGAGAGACUCACUGCAGAAAUCAGCCAAAUGAAUGAAGGAUCCACAUUUACACUCCUGUUUUCACCCCAGCAGCGGUGUGUGUGUGUGAGAGAGUGAAGCGGACAGCUGUGUGUGAGUGUGUGUGUGUGUGUGUGUGUGUGUGUGUGUGCGGGCUGCUUUUACUGUGUCUCCUCUCCUGUGUGUCCUCCUCCGGCUGCUGGUGUCAUCUUCACUCAUUAAAGCAGAUUGUUCUGA